This is a messenger RNA of Podarcis lilfordi (Lilford's wall lizard), 2209 nucleotides long. The record is from the annotation of a GenBank genome assembly. NCBI's taxonomy places the organism in Eukaryota, Metazoa, Chordata, Lepidosauria, Squamata, Lacertidae.
GUUUUCCAUCCUCAAGGGGGAGCGGUUGAGCCUACACCAUAUUUCUGCAAGGAGAUGGUUGAGAAACAGCAAACGCUCCGAGAUGAAGAUCCAGACCGUGUGGUGUGUGGCUGUUUCUCUUUUGGCUGCAGGUGCGUUCGUAGCUGGGAGGAAACGACCAGUCAAGAAACCCUAAAAUAUUCUGUUGGAAUUUAAAUGUUCUUACAAUUUACCUCAGGUUGAUACAAACCGAGGAGCAAAGAACAAGGAGGGCAAGUUGGAGAAUCGAAGCUUCUGGGGCACACACCUCUUGCUGUGGACUUGCUUUGUCAACCUGGUGGCAUCCAUGUAUUAUUGCUGGAUUACAACUCCCUUCAAUCCUGGCUAGCAUGGCUGAUGGCACUUCAGAAAGCUCAGUCAGCAGAGCGUGAGAUUCUUAAUCUCUGGAUUGUGGGUUCAAGCCCCACGUUGGGCCAAAGAUUCCUGCAUCACAGGGGCAUUGGACGAGAUGACCCUCCUGGUCUCUUCCAAACCUACAAUUUUAUGAUAGGAUUUGUAGUCCGAAACAACUGGAGGGCACCAGGUUGAGGAAGACUGUUCCAGAUACUAGCAGGAGGUCUUUAAUGCUGUGUGUGUUUGUUUGUUUGUUUGUUUAUGUGUGUGUAUGUGUUGUUAUUGUUAUGGGUUUCUGUUGUUAUUAUGGGUUUCUAUGUUGAAAACCACCCUGUGACCCAUGGAUGAAGGGCAGUACAUAAAUAAUAUAUAAUAAUAUCAUUACAGUGGUACCUCGGGUUACAUACGCUUCAGGUUACAUACGCUUCAGGUUACAGACUCCGCUAACCCAGAAAUAUUACCUCAGGUUAAGAACUUUGCUUCAGGAUGAGAACAGAAAUCGUGCUCUUGCGGCCUGGCGGCAACAGGAGGCCCCAUUAGCUAAAGUGGUGCUUCAGGUUAAGAACAGUUUCAGGUUAAGAAUGGACCUCGGGAACGAAUUAAGUACUUAACCCAAGGUAUCACUGUAACUUAAUAACAAUAGUAAUACUGACAACUAUUUCUGCCACUCAUUUUCUCUCAAGUCCUCUGCUGACCCUCUCUCACCUGCCAUGCCAACAGGACGGCAGGUGAGUGGCCUACCUGGUAGAGGUGGUGCCACAGAUGACAGGGCAGAAAAGGGCUGGGGAGGGGGAAGUCAGAGGUAUACUGCUCCACUAGGAGAUUUAACCAGCUUCCUGGUGUCCUGGCAAGAAGUGGCCACCCCAGAAGCUGAAGGGUAAUGUUUGGCUAUUUUCCUGACUACUGCUGAGUUCUCUAUAGAGGAUUGUUUUAUCAGUUCUGUGAAUGUUAAUCUAAUAAGCCAACACUGUGCUCCAUUUCUGAAGCAGUUGCAUAGACGGCAUCUCUGACUACAGUGGUACCUCAGGUUAAGUACUUAAUUUGUUCCGGAGGUCCGUUCUUAACCUGAAACUGUCCUUAACCUGAAGCACCACUUUAGCUAAUGGGGCCUCCUGCUGCCGCCGCGCCACCAGAGCACAAUUUCUGUUCUCAUCCUGAAGCAAAGUGCUUAACCUGAAGCACUAUUUCUGGGUUAGCGGAGUCUGUAACCUGAAGCGUAUGUAACCUGGAGCGUAUGUAACCUGAGGUACCACUGUACAGGCAAACCAGCUUCAUACUGCCCACCUCCCAGUUCUGUGAGGGAUGGAGGAGCUAGCAGUCACAGAGGGUCAUCAGCCCCCUACCCAGUCCCCCAGAUGCUGGGGUGGAGCCAGUCCCAGGACGGUUAGUGUGGCAUACAAAUCAUGCGAUUGGUGUGCGUUUGUAGCACAGAUAUGCAUAGAAAUAGAAAAAUGAAUAUGAUUAUCCGAGCAAUUUAUUUGAGUGCAUCUUUUUCUCCCCCCAAGGGCUUGCAGGCAAAGAGAUCCACCAGGCGCCAAGUUUGAUGGUGAAGGAGGGCGGAAUAGCCCAGCUGGAAUGCAGUCAAACCUACGGACACGAUAACAUGUAUUGGUACAAGCAACAGCCCCAGGGGAUGGGCCUUCAGCUUCUCUAUUACUCCAUUGAAAAUGCUGUGGAGACCAACGAGAUCAAGUCAGACAGACUGACGGCUCGUCGGCUGGACAAUAAAGUCUUUUGCUUGAACAUCUCCUCGGUCGAAGCAAGCGAUAUAGCCGUGUAUUUCUGUGCUAGCAGCAGAUACACAGUAGUCGGGAGCUCUUCCGGCAGUGUGCAAUAA